UUAAGAAGAUACAGCCAAGCAUCGGUAUCGCGUGUUGUUGCACGAGUAUCAACACUUUUAGCAUCUCAUGUAGGACGAUAUAUUAACUUCUCUACACAACAGCAUCAAAGGCAAAAUAUGAAUCGUUUUUAUGAGGUAGCAAAUGUUCCUGGUAUAAUAGGAUGUAUCGAUUGCACCCACAUACACAUUUCCAAUCCUGAAGGAGAUAAUGGAGAAAUAUUUCGAAAUAGAAAGGGAUGGUUUUCAUUGAAUGUGUUGUAUCUGGACCUCGCAGAGAAAUUUUGGACAUUGUUGUGAGACAUCCUGGUUCAGCGCACGAUGCUAAAAUCUUUGAUCGGAGCAGUGUUCGAUGUCGUUUCGAAUUAGACCUCCUAGAUGGAAUUUUACUCGGAGAUAGCGGAUAUGCAUGUCGAAGAUAUUUACUAACUCCUGUACUGAGACCUAACAAUAAUGCGGAAAUUCGAUAUAAUAAUGCACACAGCAGGACCAGAGUUAUUGUCGAACAGUUGUUCGGUAUUUGGAAACGGCGCUUUCUGUGCUUAUAUUAUGAUUUAAGAACAAAAUUGAGCACAUCGGUUGCAGUUAUCUGUGCUACUGCUGUUUUGCAUAAUACAUGUAUCCAAUAUGGAUUAGAAGAAAUUGAAGAAGAAUAUGUACAGGAUGAAAUUGUCGAGGAUAUGUUUAAUAUGUUUAAUGGAGAAGAAAACAGAAUUGGACUUACACAUAGAAGAGCUUUUAUAACAAGACAUUUUUCGUAA
This is a messenger RNA of Odontomachus brunneus, 758 nucleotides long. Its product is annotated as putative nuclease HARBI1. The coding region runs from base 237 to 758 and encodes 173 amino acids. The record is from RefSeq and is a predicted model, not a curated record. The transcript has 2 exons. Lineage: Eukaryota; Metazoa; Arthropoda; Insecta; Hymenoptera; Formicidae.